AUGACGUCACCCUCGCCGAUCAGGGACGGCUUCAGGCAGCACGUGUUCGGGGAUGCCGAAUUCUGGGUGCCAGAAAGGUACAUCAAUUUGGAGCCCAAGGGCGGGGGAGCGCAGGGUUUGGUCUGUGCGGCUGUGGACACGGUAACCCAACAGAAUGUGGCCAUCAAGAAGCUGAGUAGGCCCUUUCAGAAUGUCACGCACGCCAAAAGGGCGUACAGGGAAUUCAAGCUCAUGAAAUUAGUCAAUCAUAAAAAUAUAAUAGGACUGUUGAAUGCCUUCACGCCCCAAAGAACGUUAGAAGAAUUCCAAGAUGUGUACCUAGUGAUGGAACUGAUGGACGCUAACCUGUGUCAAGUGAUACAAAUGGACCUGGACCAUGAACGGAUGAGUUAUCUACUUUAUCAAAUGCUUUGUGGCAUCAAGCACUUACAUUCCGCUGGAAUCAUACAUAGGGACUUAAAACCGAGCAAUAUAGUGGUGAAAUCCGACUGCACUUUGAAGAUCCUCGACUUCGGCUUGGCCAGGACGGCCGGUACUACCUUCAUGAUGACGCCGUACGUCGUCACAAGGUACUAUCGGGCACCGGAGGUCAUCCUGGGCAUGGGGUACACAGAGAACGUGGACAUCUGGAGCGUCGGCUGCAUCAUGGGCGAGAUGAUCAGGGGUGGGGUGCUGUUCCCUGGCACCGAUCAUAUCGAUCAGUGGAACAAAAUCAUUGAGCAACUCGGCACCCCAUCCCAGCAAUUCAUGGUACGUCUGCAACCGACCGUACGUAAUUACGUGGAGAACCGCCCGCGCUAUCCUGGCUUCACCUUCGAGAAACUCUUCCCCGACGUAUUGUUUCCCUCCGAUAGCAGCGACCAUAAUAGGCUGAAGGCCAGUCAGGCGAGAGACCUGCUCAGCAAGAUGUUGGUCAUCGAUCCGCAAAGCAGGAUAUCCGUCGAUGAUGCAUUGUUGCAUCCGUACAUCAACGUCUGGUAUGAUGAGCAAGAGGUCAAUGCGCCUGCUCCAGGUCCGUACGACCACAGCGUGGACGAGCGCGAGCACACCGUUGAUCAGUGGAAGGAGUUGAUUUAUCAGGAGGUCAUGGAGUACGAAUGCGCACACGCCGGAAGGUCAACAGGAGGUGGAGGUGGAACCAGUAGCACGGGAAGCGGAAGUGCUGGAGGAGCUCAGCCCAGUCCAGCUGGAAAUAGUGAACCAAAUGGUUACUGA
Acanthoscelides obtectus is the source of this 1215-nucleotide messenger RNA. The record is from the annotation of a GenBank genome assembly. NCBI's taxonomy places the organism in Eukaryota, Metazoa, Arthropoda, Insecta, Coleoptera, Chrysomelidae.